Messenger RNA from Homarus americanus (American lobster), 2025 nucleotides. Its product is annotated as glucose dehydrogenase [FAD, quinone]-like. NCBI's taxonomy places the organism in Eukaryota, Metazoa, Arthropoda, Malacostraca, Decapoda, Nephropidae. Gene Ontology annotation, molecular function: flavin adenine dinucleotide binding; oxidoreductase activity, acting on CH-OH group of donors. The record is from RefSeq and is a predicted model, not a curated record. The transcript is spliced from 8 exons. The coding region runs from base 1 to 1842 and encodes 613 amino acids.
AUGUGGGUAUUACAGGAGUACGACUAUGUGGUGGUAGGCGGAGGCUCGGCAGGCAGCGUUUUGGCAGCUCGACUCAGUGAAGACUCAGAGGUAAUGGUGCUGCUAUUGGAGGCUGGCGGCCAGGAGACGCCUAUGUCGGAGGUACCGGGACUGGCGGCCAACCUUCAGCUCUCUCCCAUGGACUGGCAGUACAAGGCUGAGCGCUCCACCACUACCUGCCAGGGGAUGUAUGACACUAGAUGUAACCUGCCUCGGGGGCGUGUGUUGGGUGGGAGCAGCGCUAUCAACUACAUGUUGUACGCGAGGGGCAACAAGCACGACUACGACCAGUGGGAGGCUCUUGGUAACCCUGGCUGGGCUUACCAUCAUCUCUUGCCCUUCUUCAAGCUCUCUGAGGACAACACUGACCCAGCGGCUGACCCUGAGUACCACGGGAGUGGAGGUUUCCUGACGGUGGGUCAUACUCCCUGGAACACCCCACUUGCCGCGGCCUUCGUGGAGGCGGGGCAGCAGCUGGGCUACGAAUCGCGAGAUGUCAACACUGCCCGCCAAUCGGGCUUUAUGGUGCCACACGGCUUCCUCAGACGCGGCUCACGAUGCUCUAAUGCCAAGGCUUUCCUGCGGCCCGCCAGCCUCCGCAACAACCUCCAUGUAGCACUCGAGGCCUUCGUCACCCAAAUCCUCAUCGACCCCCUUACUAAACGCGCUCAUGGCGUAACGUACGACCGUGCCGACCAAAAGGGACAGGUGGUGAAGGUGAGGCGAGAAGUGCUGGUGUCAGCUGGCGCCAUCAACACCCCGCAGUUGCUGAUGCUGUCAGGUAUUGGUCCCGCCCACCACCUGGAGCACCAUCGCAUCCCCGUCAUAGCAAACCUGUCUGUGGGAUACAACCUUCAGGACCAUGUGGCCGCGGGGGUGAUAUUUAUUAUCAAGAAGCCCGUGUCUCUGCUUACUGGCCGCCUGCAGAACUUGCCGGCAAUCUUCAAGUACUUAUUUAGUGGUAGUGGCCCACUCACCACCCUGGGGGGCGUGGAGGGCAUCGCCUUCAUCAACACCAAGUUCGCCAACAUGUCCGCUGACUGGCCUGACGUGCAGCUGCAAUUCGUAGCGGGGUCUCACGGGUCUGACAGGGGCUCUCACCUGCUCGUGGCAUUGGGCCUGCAGUCCGUCUACUGGUCUCACUACUACGCCUUUUUGGGUGACACCGACCACUUCUCCAUUCUGGCUAAGCUUGCCAGACCCAAGAGUCGCGGCUACAUCCAGCUCCACACCAUAAACCCCUAUGAUCACCCCAAGCGGUCUUCUGACGAUAACUCCUUAGAUGAAACUGGACGCCAUUACUUGUAUGUUUGGCCUGACUUUAAAUAUCAGAUGUCACAAAUCGUGACCAACUACCUGGAGGAGGAGGAGGACAUGCAGGUGCUGCUUGAGGGGCUCAAGUUCGUCCGCCGAUUGGGAAUCGCUCCGGCCUUCACCAGGUUUGGAUCUCGACUGUUUAAGCGCCACCUUCCUGGGUGUACACACUUGGACAUGGAGACCGAGGAGUACUGGGAGUGCACCAUCCGCUUCCUCACCUUCACCCUCUUCCACUACUGCGGCACCGCCAAGAUGGGGCCUUCCACCGAUCCCGCAGCAGUCGUAGACCCUCAGCUCAGGGUGUACGGUGUGUCUGGCCUGCGUGUGGUGGAUGCUUCCAUUUUCCCAAGAAUCCCGACAGGCAACACCAACGCCCCAGUCACUAUGGUGGCCGAGAAGGGUGCCCACAUGAUCAGGAGCUACUGGGCAGAGGCAUCCAUGACCCCACCCACCACCAACGCCAACAACAACAACGACGAAUUGUGAAGUUGAUGGUAGUGACCGAGUGAAAGGACUUCCUGCUGUUGUGGGUACGAUCUUCCAUCGAAGCUCCUGUAAUUGUCACUCGUUCCUUGGAUGACAGCAGCCUUCGCUACAAAGUGCUCGUCUAUUUGGACUGACUACAUGACCUCGAUACCCAAACGCUAACCAACUCCCUUACCUGUCUGU